Vitis riparia (riverbank grape) is the source of this 1897-nucleotide messenger RNA. Its product is annotated as nuclear transcription factor Y subunit A-3-like. Gene Ontology annotation, biological process: regulation of transcription by RNA polymerase II. The transcript has 5 exons. The record is from RefSeq and is a predicted model, not a curated record. Gene Ontology annotation, molecular function: DNA-binding transcription factor activity, RNA polymerase II-specific; RNA polymerase II cis-regulatory region sequence-specific DNA binding. NCBI's taxonomy places the organism in Eukaryota, Viridiplantae, Streptophyta, Magnoliopsida, Vitales, Vitaceae. Bases 785 to 1579 code for a protein of 264 amino acids.
CUUCUUUUUUUUAUUUCCUCUCUCUCUCUCCCUUUCUUCUUUUGGGGGGAGGGGUGGAAAAGGAUAUGCUGCUAGGUUUUUGUUUAUGUUCUUUUUUCUUCUUCUUUUUUGGGGUCUGGGCUGGGGGCAAUGCUGCAAUGUUUUUGUUUAUGUUUUUUAGGAGUUAAAACAAAGCAUAAGGUGUCACUCUCCUACUUUUUUGGGCUUUACCUUUAGCCUCUUUUUGAUAUAUCACUUUUGCAACAGUGUGCUCCAAGUCAUAGAGCAGAUUUAAAUGCAGGAUAAGGCUGUAAUGGUCCACCUGCAGGUGUGUCAGUGUAGCAUGUCAUGACACAUCGAUAAACCUGUUGUGCAAUGAUUUAAUAUCUGUAGACAAUGAUAUGGUUUGGGUUUUCCUCUGCCAUAUGGAAGAGUCCCUAACGUUCCUUUUAUUCAGGUGUCAGUACCUGUUUAGCUUAGGUCUGUGUCAUAUAAUUCCCACUCUUUUUUGGAUGAGCAUGGCUUUAUUGUGGCAGUAUCCUUUAGAUCAGUCCAAUUGUGAACAUUUUUUCCCUUCCACUGAACUCACCUCCUCACAGUAGAUGGUGUACACAAGGUAACACCAUGUUUCAUUGCUGGACCACCCCUAAUGGUGCUUGGGCAAGCAGGCCAUGGAUUAAUGGUGUUUACUGGUGUACCACCUCUGUGCCGAUUUGUACAUUUAAGACCUCUCAAAAAAUAUUUAUAACGCUUUGAAUUAGCUGUUGCUUGCCAUUCUUGAAGAUCAAACCUGAUUUCCCUGAGGAUGCUCAUAAGGAGGUCACUAUCUAUUUAUCAAAAAAAGAAAAAAGAAAGAAAAAGGAGGUCACUAUCUCCAACCCUGAAAAAAGGAUACAAGGAAACUCAUGGGAAGCCCAUGGUAUCAAUCGGAAAUCAGGAUUAUCUCUUCACUCCCUCACAAGUUGAUUGCAACCAAUUGACUGCUCGCCUUCCAAUCACUGCCACCGAGAUAUACCAUUGCGACUUACUAGCACCUGCUUAUGGUACAAAGGCUAUGAUUCAUCAUCCUCAAAUGAUGGGAAUGGCCCCUUCUCGAGUGCCAUUGCCUGUACUAAAUCCACAAGAAGAGGUCAUUUUCAUCAAUCCAAAGCAGUAUAAUGGAAUUAUGAGGCGGAGGAAGCAUCGCGCCAAGCUUGAAGCUCAAACCAACCCUGUCAAAGCUAGAAAGCCUUAUCUCCAUGAGUCUAGGCAUCUCCAUGCCUUGAAGAGGCCUCGUGGAGCUGGUGGACGCUUCCUCAACAUGUCCAAGCUCCAAGAACCCAAGCCUUCUUCUCCCUCAACAGAUGCUCUGAUUGCAGGCUCAGCUCAGCCACGUUUCAAUGGAAAUACUACAUCAGAGUCUGAAGUUCAUCAGCCAGAAAACAACAGAGAAGGGGCUUCCACCACCUCCUGCUCUGAUGUCACUAGCGGCUCAAACAGUGAUGACGUCUUUCUGCAGCCAGAAUUCAGGUUCUCCUCCACCUACCCUCCUCACAUUGGCGGAUCCAUGAAAAGGAAUGAUUCUGGGAGCAAUAACUUAGGUGGGUCUGGCCUCGGGUGACAGACGAGGCAGACAGUGGAUGUGUCAGCAGCUUGUGUUCAUCGUCCAUCGAACGAUCCGGCUGCUGGUGUCCCUUGGAAAGUCAUCCUUGGCUGUGUUUUCUUCAUUAGUUCAUAGCUUUGUCAGCUGAAUACAAGAUACGGAGAUUGUUACUAGCUGUUAUUUCACUUUUUUUUUUUUCCAUUUUGUUUCUCUUCGGAAAUACAAAAGUAGAUGAAUUUGGAUAAGAUGGUGGUUUAAUACAAUAUGAUUUGAAUAGGGUAUUGGUCUGGUGUCUGCAUGUGAAUCUUGUUGCAUGUAGACCGUAGAAUUUCUUAU